Messenger RNA from Anoplopoma fimbria (sablefish), 1496 nucleotides. It is a transcript of the gene nr0b1, whose product is annotated as nuclear receptor subfamily 0, group B, member 1. The record is from RefSeq and is a predicted model, not a curated record. NCBI's taxonomy places the organism in Eukaryota, Metazoa, Chordata, Actinopteri, Perciformes, Anoplopomatidae. Gene Ontology annotation, cellular component: cytoplasm; nucleus. Gene Ontology annotation, molecular function: transcription factor binding; transcription corepressor activity. The coding region runs from base 165 to 1121 and encodes 318 amino acids. The transcript is spliced from 2 exons. Gene Ontology annotation, biological process: negative regulation of transcription by RNA polymerase II.
UGCAGAGUCUGAACGGGCUCUCACAGCGCGGGGACGCACAGGAGCUAAUAUAAACGUGCUCGGGGCUAUCAGGGGCUAAGAAAACAGCGCUACUUCUGUCACUGACCUCCGGCGCUUCAAAGAGACGGCGGGACGCUCUGAGCUCCGGCCCAUGUAGAGCGGCCAUGGCCGCGCUGGAGGGCUGCCGCUGUCGGGGUGCGAGCGGACGAAACAACAACAACAGCAGCAGCAGCAGCAGCAGCAGCAUCCUCUACAGCAUUCUGAAGAGUGACAGCCUAGCGAGCGCCGAGGAGCACCAACACCACCAACACCACCAACAUCCCCAACAACAAACAUUGCAACACUUGCUGCACAAGACCUCCUCCACCGGCGCCGCCAACGCCGCCUCCUCCUCCUCCUCCUCCGCCGCCGCCGCCGCCCCCUCCUCGCUGCAGGAGCUCCGGCAGCAGGCUUGCUCCUGCGGCUCCACGCGGCGCCGGGGCAUCCUCCGCUCCCCGCAGGUGACGUGCAAAGCCGCCUCGGCGGUCCUGGUGAAGACGCUGCGGUUCGUGAAAAACGUGCCCUGUUUCCGCGAGCUGCCGGAGGACGACCAGCUGACGUUGAUCCGGAGCUGCUGGGCGCCUCUGCUCGUGCUGGGACUCGCGCAGGACCGGGUGGACUUUGAGACCACGGAGACGGUGGAGCCCAGCAUGCUGCAGCGCAUCCUCACGGGUUUACCGGACCGGCAGAGCGAGCUGCCGGCCGGCCAGAGCAGAGGGGCAGCCGGGGUCUCUGUCGCGGAUAUCGACGCUAUCAAAUCUUUCCUGAAGAAGUGCUGGAGUGUAGACAUCAGUACGAAGGAGUACGCGUACCUGAAAGGAGCCGUGCUGUUCAACCCAGAUGUGGAGGGUUUGCGCUGUCUCCACUACAUCCAGUCUCUGCGGCGGGAGGCGCACCAGGCUCUGAACGAGCACGUGAGGCUGAUCCACCGCGAGGACACGACGCGGUUCGCCAAGCUGCUGAUCGCUCUGUCCAUGCUGAGGGCCCUCAGCCCGCCGGUGGUCGCGCAGCUCUUCUUCAGACCCGUUAUAGGGACCGUCAGCAUCGAGGAGGUGCUCAUGGAGAUGUUCUACGGGAAGUAGGUCCGUUCAGAUGGACUGGCGGAUGGAGAGGAUUUUAGGGACUGAAUUUAAAACCCCCUGUUUUGUAGGAGAUCUUCGAGGACUGUGAAAUGACGUGUGUGUGUGUGUGUGUGUGUGUGUGUGUGUGUGUGUGUGUGUGUGUGUGUGUGUGUGUGUGUGUGUGUGUGUGUGUGUGUGUGUGUGUGUGUGUGUGUGUGUGUGUGUGUGUGUGUGUGUGUGUUUGUGUGUGUGUGUGUGUGUGUGUGUGUGUGUGUGUGUGAGAAAGGAAGACAGUGUUUUGAAGGAUGUUGUAUAAGAGGAAAAAUACAAAGCAGCUGCUGGAAUUCAUAACUUAAUUGUUUUUAUAUAAACUAUUUUUCUAUAAUAAAAAAAAAA